Messenger RNA from Prorocentrum cordatum, 503 nucleotides. NCBI's taxonomy places the organism in Eukaryota, Dinophyceae, Prorocentrales, Prorocentraceae. The record is from the annotation of a GenBank genome assembly.
CACCGUGCGCGCCCCCGCGUGGACCAGGCGAUGGCGCGGCGGCGGGCGGACCGAAUCCCCGUCGCCGCCGCGGACAGCCCCGCCGUGUCGCCCCAGCGCGAGGACGAGGGGAAGGCGUCCCACGGCGACGUGGAGGUGUCCGUCCAGCGCCACGUGGAACGCCGGGUGGGCGCCGCCCUGUCGGAGCAGCAGUUGCUGACGCAGGAGGAGGCGAUGAGCAUCCUCGAGGCGGCAGUGCGAGCACCGCGUCGAGGAGCUCGCGCGGAGGCUGCGGCGCGGCGGCGGCGGCGGACGACGCGAGGGGCGAGCUGCGCAUGGUGGCGUCCACGAAGCUGGAGAGGGGCGAGGUGGAGGCCCUCGUCGCGGGGGCCCUCGCCGACUGGGUGCGCGCGGCGAAGCGGGGCGAGGACGCCGUCCACAAUGCCCUGCUGCGCGGCAGGGCCCCGCCAGGCGUCGCGGCGGCCGCCCUGGCCGCGCCCCUCGUGGUGGGCGAGCUCGUGUGA